AUGAAAGGCAUGAUCCAGGUAGAUAUUAUCUCCUGGUUGGUUCUCAAUGGCUUGGUGAAGGACUUGAAGAAAAGCCGUCUACUUUGCCAGCAAAAUGCCCGCAACCUCUGGAGAGAGCAUGCCACAUCCCACUUGGAAAGCGCACCGUCUGACGUGCACAAGUGGCUAACAAGCUCCAAGACCAAGACUUGUUUGGACUGCCUGCGAAACAGAAUCGACUUCACGGUCUCGAACGCAGUCAAGACCUCAGUCAAGCGACUGCAAAGUCUCGCAGAGACGGAGACUGCAUGUUGCCUUUUUCGUAUCGACAGGAAUUUGACGCCAUCCGUCGAGCUUGCCUUGGAAGUGAAGAAGCCGUAUUCAUGCACAAACAUGUCUGAUUCGGUGUCGGAAAACGAGAGUGCAGAGGGAGGGCUCGAGCUGGGUGGAGAGCAGGUGCAGGAGCAAGAACAAGAGCAAGAGCAGGAGCAGGAGCAGGAGCAAGAACAAGAGGAGGAGAUGGAAAUAGAGCAAGAGCAAGAGCAUGUUCCGGAGGCUCCGGCUCGGCUGCAAUAUUCUCGAGAUGAUGAGGCGCCAAAGCCGUGGCCAAUUCAGGCCUUGACGAAGGAUCUGGCUUCUUGCGGACUGCCCUUCUAUCCCCUGACUGACUUUGCUGUCAACAAAGGCAUCAUGGGACACAAAGUUGAGUCAUUGCAGGGCCUGCCUCAGUUCAUAUUGCUCAGUGACAACUACUAUCGGAGGUCCUGGCGGCUGUCCUCUGUGCGGCGCCUCAAGAAUGUAAUUUGUUUCCUUGAGUGGGUCCCGGACGUUGCAUCGUUGGCCACACUUGCCGUGCCAUGGCAACUCAGUGAGCGUCAACGCGAGCGAUUGAAAGAGGUGUACAAUCUGUAUGACACGGAUGGCGACAAAAAGAUCCAGGGCCAUGAGUUGCGCGCGUUCUUUCAAGCGUUGGACUUGGAUGAGGAAGGUGAGGACAUCCAGAAGAGGCAUGACGGGUCCUUAUCUCUUCAGGAGAUUGAAGAGGAACUGGCCAAGGAGACUUUCUACCGCAUGCAGAAAGGGCGGUACUUCGUCGCUUUGUCACUGGAGGAGGCCGAGCAUCUCAGAGCUUCGAUGCAUCUUUUGACGAAGACUUCCUGGCGUUCCUGCGGCUUGGCCUUGCGUUGCCUCGGCAAUUUGGAGUCCAUGCUGGAUUCGUCAAUGCUGGACGAACAUGGGCCAGCAACGAAGUCAGCCGAACUUGGCUACCAGCUCGAGGUUGCGGAGCAGGUCCUUCGCUUCACAAACUCGGCUGCCAACUUUCAGGCACGUGAGCUGAGCAUUCUGCUGCGCUCUCUCCAGCGAACAGAGAUGCCAAAGCGAGCUCCAUGGUGGUUGGACAUUCGAGACGCUCGCAGCUACCAUGGCAGCAGCGGUGCCCUGAGAUGCAAUCCCGCUGCCCCUCGCGAAGGAGCGAGCCUUGGCUUGCAGCUUUCUGCCAGUACGAAUGAGAGAGUGCAGCGCAAGGUGUUCGCAGAAACUGAUGGGCUGGAUGAUCUGGCUGUGCGUGCAUUCCUGCGACUGACUCCAGCGGACGCAUUCAUGAAGCUGGACUCUGACCGAAGCGGGUCCAUCGACGACAAAGAGCUGACAAAGGGCUUGGAGUGGCUUGGCCUUCGCAAGGCGGUUGCCAACAACACUCGGUGGCCGCAGCACGUUGCCAAAGUCUUCAAGGUCAUGGACGCAGAUGGGGACGGCUUGCUAUCUUUGAAUGACUUCAAGGGGGCCCUGGAAUUGGACGAGCAGGAUUGGCAAAGCGUUCCAGCCGCGUCUGUCAUGCGAGGGACGGACUUACCGCUGUCAUCUCGACCACCAAUGCCGACACUGGUCAAACCUCCAGGCAAGGAGCAAGUGAAGCUAGGUGCGGAAGAUGUCAGGUGGUUGCCCAGUGGCAGAUUUCGCUUCAAAUGGCAGCGGGCUUCUAAGUGCGAAUGGCUUGAGCUUGCCUCUUUCAUGGAGUUCCUUUUCCGGCUCAAGCAGCCAAGGCCCCAUGGAGACUUUGUGGGGACCUUGUGCUGCAAGGGCUCUCUGUUUCUUGAGUUGGUGAGCAGCACGGAGUUCCAGGCUGAAGUGUGGAACACACAAGGCUCAGAGCUGGGUAUCAGAAGAAACCUGGUGGAAUUCGCAGUCUGGGCCUAG
Molecule: messenger RNA, 2178 nt
Organism: Symbiodinium pilosum
Lineage: Eukaryota; Dinophyceae; Suessiales; Symbiodiniaceae
Source: the annotation of a GenBank genome assembly